GCGCUCUGUUAGUGUUUGAGUUGAGGUAGUGGUGAGCAGCGGGACGCGGCGCAGUGUGUGUGUGACAGCAGCCUGGUGAACACACACACUUUACCUUUAGAACUUUUCUCCCUUUAAUCCGCCAUCAUGGAUCUGGACCCCGUCGUCUUCAUUCCCGCCAUCCUUUUCACCGUCGUAGCCAUUUACUUCGCUUCAUCACUCCUGAGCAAGAAGCCCGACGCCUCCUCCUCCUCUGCCGGGAGCAAGAAGCCCAAAGUGGGCUACGGAGACGACGUCCCCCCGUCCAGAGCUCUGGGAGAGCAGCUCCCACCCGCCCCCGAAGCCUCCGGGCGGGCUGAGCCUCCUGCUCCGGCCGUGGAGGACAUCCAGGACUCACAAGUUAAGGCUGCCCCAGAAGUUGUAACAUCACCUGAACCUGUUCCGGAACCAGUGCCAGUACCAGAACCCAUCUCUGAGCCAGUACAAGCACCAGAACCUGUCCCAGAACCAGUGAAAGCACCAGAGACUUUUGUAACACAAGAACCAUCUUUAGUAAAAGAACCUAUCGCAGAACCAGUAUCAGCACCUGAACCUGUCCCAGAACCAGUGUCAAUUCCUGAAUCUGUUUCAGAACUAGCUGCAGUCCCAGAAACUGUGUCAGCACCUGAACCUUUCCCAGAGCCAGUAUCUGUACCUGAACCUGUGCAGGAACCAGCUGCAGUCCCAGAACCUGUACAAGUACCUGAAUUUGUCCCAGAACCAGUGUCAGCUCCUGAGCCUGUUCCAGAACCAUCUGCAGUCCCAGAGCCUGUAUCAGCACCCGAACCUGUUGCAGAACCAGCACCAGUUCCUGAACCUGUCCCAGAACCAUCUGCAGUCUCAGAACCUGUACCAGUACCCGAACCUGUCCCCGAGCCUGUCGCUGAGUCCGAACCGGUCUCUGAAGUGGUCCAGCAGCCUGUGGCCGAACCUGAACCUUUUGUGGAGCAGAUCCCUGGAUCUACAGAACCAGAACUAGAACCAGAGGCUGUCCUGAACAACGAUGUGGCUGCAGCUGAAGAUAAAGUGAAGUUCACUCCAGGGAAGAAACAGAGCAAGUUUGAGACGCUGAUGACCAAGGAGGAGAUCGAGGAGGAGCAGAGGGUGCAACAGGAGCAGCUGGCGGCCAUCUUUCUGCUGCUGAGGGAGAACCAGGAGGCGCUGGGGGAGGUGACGGAGGGAGACAUGGAGGAGCAGCUGAAGCUCUACUCCCUCUGAGACGCCGGCCGUGGUCCCCUCGGUUACCAUGGCAACGCAGACUCAUGAAGACUUGACUGUGAAAUAGUGUAGAUUGAAGAUGAAAUGUUGUUUUAGUUGAAACUGAAUAUGAAUAUCAGGUUGUUUGCUACCACAGUUUUAUUUUACUUGCAGUUUCAGUCCUGUGGCUCAGCAGGACGUUCAGUGAAGCAUGUUGGUCCUCUGAGUGAACCGUCAGGCUAACUGAUUCCCCCUGCUUCCAGUCUUUAUGCUAAGCUAAGCUAAGGCGGGAGCCUCUACAGGAAGUGUGUUGUCGUUGGUCUUUUGCGCUCUUUCUGUUUUUCCCCCCGAAACGUUUCACAGUUUCUCUGCUGCUGAUCCACACAUCAGCAGUUCACCUGUGGUGGUUUUCGUGAGAACAAACUGUGUGCCUUCUCACCUCCUCUCACA
Scatophagus argus is the source of this 1665-nucleotide messenger RNA. Its product is annotated as FILIA-N KH-like domain-containing protein. The record is from RefSeq and is a predicted model, not a curated record. The transcript is spliced from 4 exons. NCBI's taxonomy places the organism in Eukaryota, Metazoa, Chordata, Actinopteri, Scatophagidae. The coding region runs from base 127 to 1236 and encodes 369 amino acids.